This is a messenger RNA of Dalotia coriaria, 675 nucleotides long. RefSeq lists its product as uncharacterized. Bases 109 to 591 code for a protein of 160 amino acids. Lineage: Eukaryota; Metazoa; Arthropoda; Insecta; Coleoptera; Staphylinidae. The record is from RefSeq and is a predicted model, not a curated record. The transcript is spliced from 3 exons.
GUUUGUUGUUAUUCAUAUGUCAUUGAUCCGAUCGUUCGUGCCGCUGCAAACUGCGGUGUUUUCUUGUGUCCUGUAAGAGGUGGUACCCGCGCCAUCAAGCUCAUCAACAUGAACGGCGAGCUGAUCAAUCAGCAGGGCGAUGAGGAGGACAUCCAUUAUCUCAUCCCGCCGAAACUCAGUAUGAGUCACAAGAUGAAGCUGGUGUGGAUGGUAGCGUCAAUCAUCGCCUGCCUUAGUAUCUCUCUCAAUGAGGAGCUUACAGGUUUGACCGUCAAGUUUCCCAUGGUGUCUAUUCUGAUCAUGGUGAUAAUCACGCUUUUGUUUAUGAAGGGUAUAACAGAGAACUCUUGGCCAUGGGUGCUCCCAUGGAUCUUUGCCUCCUUUUACCAGUGUUAUACUGUGCAGUACACAGAUGUGCAAAAUAUGUUCCAUCUCUUGGUUUAUAUGAAGGUGGUGCGCGGUAUGUGGGUGGUAUGGAUGUUCUAUGUCAUUGCGUUGGUCCUGCGUGUGCAGCUUACCAUCAAAAUCGCUGGGCUGGCGUUUAAUCAAUGGUACAACGUCAGGUUGAUCAAGGAGCUGCUCACUGAUUAGAAAACAAGCGAAUGAUGGAGAAAUUUUCGUGAUUUUUUGGUGAUUAGAAAGGAAAUUUUUCAGGUGGAAUAAAUACUGAGAUGU